Molecule: messenger RNA, 3718 nt
Organism: Drosophila montana
Lineage: Eukaryota; Metazoa; Arthropoda; Insecta; Diptera; Drosophilidae
Gene: mav
Product: maverick
Exons: 2
Coding region: 515-2689 (724 amino acids)
Cellular component (GO): extracellular region
Molecular function (GO): growth factor activity; cytokine activity
Source: RefSeq, a predicted model, not a curated record
ACCGAACAGGUUUUCGUCUCUGCUCUCGAUGUACAUACAUAAAUAAAUAAAUAAAUAAACACGAAGUUGUAGAUAGUAGUGUAUGAUGGAACGUUAAUGUGAAACACGAAAUAUGUUAUUGUUAUUGUUAUUUAUAAUAAACUGUGAUCUUUAACUUACUCUAAAUUGAACUAAAACUAAACAGUAUUUUGUGUUAAUUACCAACUUGAAAUUUUAACGAAUUUGAUAUCACACAAACAAAUCACAAACCUAUGAUAUUUAUGAUGGACGUGCGUAUGUGUGUACGCACAUACAAAUAAAAGAAAGCCACGACUGCGGGCUUGAUGAAUAUACAUAUACACACACAUACAUGCAUACAUACAUACAUGCAUACAUAUACCGUAUAUUGUUUGUGAUGAAAUGAGCAUAAGCUUAGUGCGAGAUUUUGAACAGGGCGAGAGACAAGAUCGAACACGCAGCCGAUAGUUCAAGUUAUUUCUGUGUCAUUUGCGAUCUGAGGCCAUGUGGUAUAAAAAUGAAAAUACGUAAUGAAUCUGAAUACGUUGCGGCAACAUUCCAAAGUAUUUUCAACUGGAAUGAUGAUAUUCAAAUAGGAACCGAAAGGGCCAGAAAUGACGAGCUGCGAGAUGGCCUAACUGGAGUUUCUUCUUCUUAUACUACUCUUCUACUGUGGGAUACUUCUUGUUUUUGCCAUAAUGCAAUCGAUGCAGUACAAGCGAUACACUGUACAAAAUCGGGCACAUCUAAAUGGAGAAGAGCUCAAACAAAUCCACGCAUAGCCACAACAUUAUUUAGCUAUAUUUUGCAUAAAUUAACGCAAUUAUGUUUCGUCAUCAUUUUGUUAUUGCCAUUUCUGCUAACCUGCAAUACAUUGGUUCAACAAGUUAGCGGCCAGGAUGUUAUGAUCCCUCCUAUAUCGAUGCCAAUGACGAACUCCAAUCUAGAGCUCGAUCACAACAUAUUCAGGCCCAGCCCCUACCAUGGGCAGCUGCGAGGACCUAAAACAAAAAAGGAUUGCCAAGUUAGGCCCGCCGAUAGAAUAAUAAAAAGCAAGAGUCGCAUUUAUCCAUCUAAUCACCGCGGAUUACGCGGAUAUAGUGUAAUAAUUCUAAGUCAAUCUGAUAAUAAUCAAAAGAUAAGCCUAAAUAGAAGCCUAGAUGCACCAAAGUCAGCCGUGAUGGCAAACGGUUCCUCAAUCCGCCGCACCAAGCGAAACGUUCAUAUUGCCAAAAACGCGCAAGUUCGUGAGAUUCAAAAACGUCAACAUGAUGCUGACAGCCAAAAAUUAGAAGAAGUCGCCUUUGAGAAAUACAAAGAUAAUCACCAUAUGUACAACAGAAUUAUUAACAAAGAGAAACUUACCAAACUAAUUAUGAAGGGACUUGGAUUAAAAAAAUUACCGGAUAUGAAAAAGGCGAACAUAAGCCAAUUAGAAUACUCUAGCAAAUACAUUGAAUACUUGGAACGCUUAAGGAGAAACCAUGGAGUGAAGAACGCCAUGGAGCAGCUCUAUUCUUCAGGACCUCCACCGACAACCCUUCAGAUUCUAAGCAUUGUAACAAAUAGGUUUAAUGACAUAAGCCAAAGGCGCGGCCGCCAGAGACGAGCAAUGAGGAGCGAAGCGAAGAAUCGGGAAAGAAAAACCAAAACCUUUAAAAGGGCAAAUGAAUUUGGGACAAACAUUCUGCUGCAUUUCCCUUUGGCCAUCAACGAUGCCAACGAUGCCGAUUUCCAUUACGAGAAACUGGAUGAGGCGAACGUAAGGCUAAUGAUGCUCUACAAUCCGGCGUUGGCGGCGGCGCAAACACAUCAUAGUAGAACCAGACAAAAUCCGUUGAGGAGCAAGGCCAGCUGCGAUACGGAUGAUGCGAAUCCACAUCCACACAGUCCUCCAAGCCGGCCCAAAGUCCGGAGCCACAUAUUAAACCUGAAGGUUUAUCAGCUGCUGCCAAUGCACAAACGCCGUCAAUUGGAUGCACGUCGGAUUGAAUUCGAGAAUCCGAAUUUCGGCAGCCGGAAUGAGGAGACCCGCAGUCAAUGGCUGGAAUUCGAUGUAACCGACGCGGUGCGGGGCUGGCUGAACAAGAGCCACGAGAAUCUCGGCAUUGAGAUUCACUGCGACAAGUGCAGGCGGAUCGGUGCUCGCAUUCUCAGUGAUGUUGCCACGCCCACACAGGAGGAGGCGGAGGAGGAGGAUCGGUUUCAUCUGGCGCCGGUUUUGAACAUUAUCGGACAUAUUGGGCGCACGCACCGCGAGAAGGGAGUUCAAUCCUUUGGCUUGGCCAACAACAACAAUCACAGCAGCUCUCAGUUCUAUCAUCAUAAUCAGAAGAAUCAGCAGGUGAAGAAGUGGCCAAAUAGUUGCUAUAAGACGCAUCAACGUUGCUGCCGACACCAGCUGGAUGUGGCCUUCAAGGACAUCAAGGGAUUCGAGUUCAUAAUUCAGCCAAAAGUAUUCGAUGCCGGCUACUGCCGUGGUCGCUGCCCGCCCAGGCACAAUCCCGCCCAUCACCACGCCCUCCUGCAAAGCCUUAUCUGGCAACAGGACCACAAUCGUGCUCCCCGACCAUGCUGUGCCCCGUCCAAGCUGACCGAACUGGAGAUCUUGCACGUGGACGAGGAGCACAGCGAUAAGCUCAAAAUAUCAACCUGGAGCGAUAUGCAGGUCCUGGAAUGCGCUUGUUCAUAGAAUUUAUGAUGUCCCUAAUAUACAAUAAUUCUCCGAGCAGAUAGAGAAAGUUCGAAUUAAGUUUUAGAUCGUAAUUGAAUUAUUUUACAAUAUGCCCCCAGUCUAAAAAUAUGUUUAAGAUGCGUAUCUCCCCCCACCUUAAAUAAUAUAUAUAUAUAUAUAUAUAUAUAGUAUAGUCAAUUUUAGCCGUGUCUUAUAGUCCGACUGUCUGCCUAGAGGCUUCAAGUUCUGAAUGAAGCUAAGAAUCCUGAAACAAGAUCCCAAAACAAGUCGUUUAUCCUAACUUCCUAACUUCAUUCUAUGAUAUCGAUAUCCAUCGUUUUAUCGAUUAUUUGUCGAUAAUAAUCGAUUUUCAAACUUGGCUAUCUGGAUAUAUAUGCAAGUAUGUUCUUCAAGAGUAUUUUAGCUUUGGGUACAUUCCUUCCUCCACUCUCCCUAAUAUUACAAAUCUGAUGAGGCUACCUUUUUUUUUUGGAUAUAGCUUAGAUUGAGUAGAUGGAGAGUUCCAAAUGAUUCGGGCUUAAAUCUAUUUAGUAUUGCCUGAGAAAUCGAUUUCCGGUUAAUUUGUCGAACUAGUUCAAAUAUUGAGCCAUUAUUAAAGUUUUUAUUAUAAUAUAACUCACUUGGAUCUUAUUUAUCUACAGGAUUUCAACUAAUUACACAAAUCUUUUAUGAUUAAAUAUACUUUGCAGAGCUGCGUUCAGGCCUCUCUCCUAGUCGGACAUUCUCGACUUGAGGACUAAUUUGUUUUAAGAUAAAUAAAUGUACAUAAAACAAAAUACAUGAACCACUAUAAAAUGCACUUGAAGCCAUAUUUAACUUUGAUUUUUAACUACGUUUAAUGUGUAGAAUGGUUUUUUCUAUGCAUUUCAAGUCUGAUCUUUAUACAUAUAUAAUAUUAUAUAUAUAUAUUUUUUACUUAUUUUGUAGAACGUACUCGAAAAUGAUCAACUACUUUUAGAAGAUUACAAAAAAAUUUUUCUGUCAAUCAACAAUAGAAAAUACAAUUUUUUGAUCUGUUUUGUGUAA